Volvox carteri f. nagariensis is the source of this 750-nucleotide messenger RNA. RefSeq lists its product as uncharacterized. The transcript is spliced from 3 exons. NCBI's taxonomy places the organism in Eukaryota, Viridiplantae, Chlorophyta, Chlorophyceae, Chlamydomonadales, Volvocaceae. The record is from RefSeq and is a predicted model, not a curated record. The annotation marks the transcript as partial.
UAUGCUUGCAGAUCGCAUAUGGCAUAUGCUUGCAGAUCGCAUAUGGCAUAUGCUUGCAGAUCGCAUAUGGCAUAUGCUUGCAGAUCGCAUAUGGCAUAUGCUUGCAGAUCGCAUAUGGCAUAUGCUUGCAGAUCGCAUAUGGCAUAUGCUUGCAGAUCGCAUAUGGCAUAUGCUUGCAGAUCGCAUAUGGCAUAUGCUUGCAGAUCGCAUAUGGCAUAUGCUUGCAGAUCGCAUAUGGCAUAUGCUUGCAGAUCGCAUAUGGCAUAUGCUUGCAGAUCGCAUAUGGCAUAUGCUUGCAGAUCACAUAUGCUUGCAGAUGCUUGCUUCGCAUAUGGCAUAUGCAUGCGCACAUAUAUCGCAUAUGCUUGCAGAUCGCAUAUGGCAUAUGCUUGCAGAUCGCAUAUUGCAUAUGCUUGCAGAUCGCAUAUUGCAUAUGCUUGCAGAUCGCAUAUUGCAUAUGCUUGCAGAUCGCAUAUGGCAUAUGCUUGCAGAUCGCAUAUUGCAUAUGCUUGCAGAUCGCAUAUGGCAUAUGCUUGCAGAUCGCAUAUGGCAUAUGCUUGCAGAUCGCAUAUGGCAUAUGCUUGCAGAUCGCAUAUGGCAUAUGCUUGCAGAUCGCAUAUGGCAUAUGCUUGCAGAUCACAUAUGCUUGCAGACUGCUUCGCAUAUGCUUGCACAUCGAAUGUGGCAUAUGCUUGCAGAUCGCAUCCGGCAUAUGCUUGCAGAUCGCAACUGGCAUAUGCGUGCAGAUCG